AUGGACACUGAAGAUUGCAUGAGUUCAUACUCUUAUCAAUCGAAAACCUUCUCAAAGAUGGAUUCUUCAGCAUCGGUUAAUCCAAAGAACAAUGGCAAAGACAAAGUUUCUGAUCAUGAAGAAACAGAGGACGAGCUCAUCACUCCUGACAACAGAGGAAAGAGGAAGACUUUUGCGAGUUCAAGUGGAGCUGCUUCUCAGCCAACAAAGCACACUAAGGUUUUAACCCCAAGGUCUUAUGUCUGGGAGCAUUACACUCGGACUCAAGAAAACCGUGACAGAUGCGUUUGUCACCACUGCAAGAAGAGUUUUGCUUGUGCUUCAAAGUCUGGUACUUCGAACCUGGGAAAGCAUCUGACAACCUGUAAGCAGUAUCUGGCAUGGGAAGCAGCACGAAAGAAGAAUCAGACAGAACUUACCGACAAUGGAGCUGUGAGGGAUACAAAAGUUUCUGAAGCUCAAGUCAGAGAGGCAACAAAUGAGAUGCUCGUGAUUGGGGAAAUGCCACUUUCAUUUGUUGAAAGCGCGAGUUAUAUGGUAAUCAAUCUUCACUUUGUGGAUGCUUCCUGGCAGCUAAAGAAGUUGAUCAUCGGUUUCAAGCACAUCACAGACCACAAAGGUCAGACAAUUUUGACUGUGCUUCUAGAUUGUUUGGCUGAAUGGGGCAUAGAGAAGAUCUUCUGCAUCACGGUUGAUAAUGCAACUGCAAACACCUCUGCGCUUAGGAAGUUUCAGAGUAGAUUCUCUUUAUUGUCAGAUGAAGCGUUUGUUAUGAAUGGAGAGUUUGUGCAUAUGAGAUGCGCAGCACAUAUCAUUAAUUUGAUUGUUAAAGAUGGUUUGGCUGAAGUGGAUAGUAAUGUCGCUGCAAUUCGUAAUGCUGUUGGGUAUGUUAGGUCUAGUACGUCUAGAUUAAGGUCAUUUGAGCUUCGGGUUGAUUCGGGAAAGAUGACUAGGGGUAGUUUGCCACUGGAUGUUAAAACUAGAUGGAAUUCUACUUACUUGAUGUUGUCGAGAGCUCUUGAGUUCAGGUUAGCCUUUGACAAGAUGGAGGCAGAGGACAGGCUUUACAACGACUACUUCAUGGAGUUUGAUGGUGGAGCACAACGGGUUGGACCUCCUGCUAUGGUUGACUGGCAUGCGAUUGAGCGGUUGGUAAGGUUUCUGAUUAUCUUCUACAACUCCACAUUGACGAAUGCUGAUGACAUGCUCCUGAAGUUUGAUAAGUAUUGGGCUGGUAUGAAGAACAUCAACAAGAUGUUGAUUGUAGCAACGAGUGAGUACAGUGCUCGGUAUGCCAGAGGUGAAGCAGUUCAAGCGUCUCAAACCACUCCAGCUGCAUCUUUUGGUAGCCAAGAAGCUUCAUUCGAUAGAGUCAAUUUGAUCAAUAACGAGAUGGGGUAUGAAAGGAUGGAUUUCAUGUAUGAGGAGUUGGUUGGAGAAAUUGAAGAUCGAGAAUCUAAGGAUGAGUUGGAUACUUAUCUAAGGGAGAGUGUAGUCAAUCCGAGAAUCAUUGUAGGAGUUGAGUACGAUGUUUUGUCUUGGUGGAAGUUCAAUGCUCUGAAGUUCCCUGUUCUUGCAGAAAUUGCAAGAGAUGUACUUGCAAUGCAAGUCUCUUCAGUUGCUUCGGAGUGCUUUUAG
Messenger RNA from Brassica oleracea var. oleracea, 1638 nucleotides. Its product is annotated as zinc finger BED domain-containing protein RICESLEEPER 2-like. NCBI's taxonomy places the organism in Eukaryota, Viridiplantae, Streptophyta, Magnoliopsida, Brassicales, Brassicaceae. The coding region runs from base 1 to 1638 and encodes 545 amino acids. The record is from RefSeq and is a predicted model, not a curated record. The transcript has 5 exons. Gene Ontology annotation, molecular function: protein dimerization activity; DNA binding.